Trypanosoma theileri is the source of this 837-nucleotide messenger RNA. Its product is annotated as putative lathosterol oxidase. Gene Ontology annotation, biological process: lipid biosynthetic process. Gene Ontology annotation, molecular function: iron ion binding; oxidoreductase activity. The coding region runs from base 1 to 837 and encodes 278 amino acids. Lineage: Eukaryota; Euglenozoa; Kinetoplastea; Trypanosomatida; Trypanosomatidae. The record is from RefSeq and is a predicted model, not a curated record. The transcript has a single exon.
AUGGACAUUGCCUUUGAUAUUUACACCGCGGUGCUGCCGGUGAACCGCGACUCUCUGCGAGAUCAGUUGUUUAUAUUUUGGUUUAUUCUCGCCAGUGGUGGGGUGAUGCUCUAUCUCACCUUCGCCUCUCUCUCGACUUUUAUUUUCUUCUUUGAGUUCGAGGCGACUUAUUUCCCCCGCACAAUUCCCAAAGAUGGACAUAAGGCGGAAUUAUGGAGACAAAUUAAACAUGAAAUAUUUAUUUCUGUUCUUUCUAUUCCAUUCAUUGCGGUAUUAAUGGCCCCUGCGGCGGUUCUUGUACAUCGCGGAUACAGUCGAAUGUAUUAUAAUGUGGAGGAUUAUGGAUGGGGAUAUUUAUUCUUCAGUGUGUUGCUUUUCUUUUCCUUUACGGAUUGUUUGGUGUAUUGGUUUCACCGCGGCCUGCAUCACCCCACACUUUACCGUUAUUUACAUAAACUCCAUCAUUCUUAUAAAUACACUACGCCUUUCUCUUCCCAUGCGUUUAAUCCAUGUGAUGGGUUUGGACAGGGCGUUCCCUACUACACCUUUGUCUUUCUCUUUCCCAUGCAUCAUUAUCUUUUUAUUCUUCUCUUCCUGGCGGUGAAUAUGUGGACGAUUUCUAUUCACGAUCAGGUGGACUUUGGCGGGCACUUUCUCAACACCACCGGGCACCACACCAUUCACCACGAGCAGUUUAAUUACGAUUACGGGCAGUACUUCACGGUGUGGGAUCGCAUUGCGGGAACGUACAAACCAGCACAGCAAACACAUCGUCUGCCUCUCUUUCAGAAGGCCGGACGCGUAGAGGAGGGAAAGGAAUGUAAGAAAUUAGGAUAG